CGACACUUGAAACUCCGUUUUUAUUUGUGUGAGUGUGUCUGCGUUUGUGUAUGAAAAAUGUGCUGAACACUUUCAGACGAACUGUCAAAAUAUAUAAUUUUAUCCGUAUAAGAAUCAUAUAAAAGGUUAAAAGUCGUUAGACUACAAUUGUUCAGUUAAAAAUGGUUGCAAAUAAAGUUCAACUGAAAAGCGAUGCAAUUUUCGAUAAAAUCAAAGAUCGCCUAGCCGAAAAUCCAGCCAAAGGGAAACAAAUAAAUGCGGUGUUUUUGUACAAAAUCACAACAACCACAAGUAAUGGGGCACCAAUCAAACAUUGGACGCUUGACUUGAAGAAAGGAACCGUGUAUGAAGGAAAUCCCGAAGAAGGUGUAAAACCCGACACAACACUUUCCGUUACGGAUACUGAUUUGGUAGAUAUUGCGUUGGGCAAGCUAAAUCCUCAAGUAGCAUUUAUGAAGGGAAAAUUAAAAAUCACCGGAAACAUAAUGCUAACGCAAAAGUUGGUGCCUCUUUUGAAAACCGAGGCAAAAUUGUAAACGAGGAAAUGCCACAAUCGAAAUUCUCAAAUCAGUGAGGACUUCGUACCUGAGUGGGACAGAUCUUUUAAUUUCGGUGAAAUUUUUGUGGGGCAAUUUAAAUACCAAUUUGUAUUCUUUUUUUCUCUUCAGUCACAAGGUGUCUGUUAACAAUAAUUCCAGUUUAAUUUCGUUUAUUUAAGAGAUUGCUGUUAUUUAAGAUGGUGAUAGAUUUGUCAUACCGUAUAUUUUGCAGAUAAUUGAGCAUAGGUGAUUUUGUUUUUAUGUUAUUUCGACUUUGUACAAUAUUCGUUUGAUGAAUAAAUUUAAAUGAAAAGAAAAACAAAAAACAAAAAGAAACGGAA
Molecule: messenger RNA, 880 nt
Organism: Contarinia nasturtii (swede midge)
Lineage: Eukaryota; Metazoa; Arthropoda; Insecta; Diptera; Cecidomyiidae
Product: peroxisomal multifunctional enzyme type 2
Exons: 3
Coding region: 162-536 (124 amino acids)
Cellular component (GO): cytosol
Source: RefSeq, a predicted model, not a curated record